Messenger RNA from Corythoichthys intestinalis (scribbled pipefish), 4234 nucleotides. Its product is annotated as NACHT, LRR and PYD domains-containing protein 12-like. The coding region runs from base 471 to 3686 and encodes 1071 amino acids. Gene Ontology annotation, molecular function: protein binding. The transcript has 11 exons. Gene Ontology annotation, biological process: intracellular signal transduction. NCBI's taxonomy places the organism in Eukaryota, Metazoa, Chordata, Actinopteri, Syngnathiformes, Syngnathidae. The record is from RefSeq and is a predicted model, not a curated record.
AUUAAAAGUAUUAAAUUAGCUGUCGUAAGUCUGGAAUUUUUUCACAGUGGUUUUAAUUUUCAAGAACAUCUCAGUGCAACCUAAAUUACAUCCGUGACGAAGUUUGUUUUUUUUUUAUCCAUGAUGACGAGUAGAAUUUAUACGAUGCACUGCACUACAAAUCUAAACGCAUCUCGUGCAUUCGCGCCGUUAGCAUCAUUAGCUUCAACAUCACAACAGCAGGCAAUCGCACAGUACUGUGUGCUAACGCAAGGAACUGCUCAGAUCUCAUAGUUGUUAUGUUCGACGAAAGCCUCAACAAGACAACCAAGUCCAAACAGUUGGACCUGCAUGUCAGGUAUUGGAUUGGCGACCAAGUCGCAUCCAGAUGGGGUCGCAGUUUAUGGGUCAUGCGAAGGCAGUGGACCUGCUUAACAUUUCAAAAUAUCCGAUAGACGGUCACUUCGCUCACGCGUUUACAAGAAGGAAGGAUGGCUCUAGACAGCAAGCGGAAGGAGCUGCUGUUGGGAACGCUGAAGGAGCUUGGGGAGGACGAGUUCGAGGAAUUCAAGUUCUUUUCGGACCUGCCUCAAAGCGUACAAGAAAACCCCAGCCGGGUGAUCAUUGCUAACGCACUGGUGAAGAAGCAUGGCGAGAAUACUCUGGAGGAGACCAUCAAGAUUCUGGAAAAGAUUGGCAACAAGAACUUGGCCGAGAUGCUGCGUGGCAAUGUGCUGGAAAUAAAAGGCGCCGUCUUCUCCGUCCAUGAUGAUGAUCAGAUUGCCAGAUUGAAGGCGGACCUGCAAGACAACCUGCGGGAUUUAUACAGCUUUGUUCCCGAAGGCAACAUCGAGCGCUGGCAGCAGCAGCCUCUGGACGACGUCUACACGGAGCUGGACGUCACCUACGGGGCCGACGUCAGGCCCGACGAGCGACACGAGGUCCUUCAGAUGGAGACGCGUGCCGCCGCGGCCAAGAAGUCUAUCCUGCCGUGCGACAUCUUCAAAAGCCAUGACGAGCAGCCGCGACGGAUACGCACGCUGCUCACUGUCGGCUUCGCGGGAAUAGGGAAAACCUUCCUGGUUCAAAAGUUUGUGUGUGACUGGGCCAGCGGAAAUACCAACCAGGACGUGCACUUCAUAUUUCCCUUCACAUUCCGUGAGUUGAACACCGACAAAGGGAAAAGUUUUACGCUUGCUGAGCUUAUCCGUCGCUACGUCUGCGAUAGCAGACACAUAAGCGAGGAGACUCUGAACAUUAUAUUAGACGACCUGCAGAAGUCCGGGAAACAGUACUAUGAACGCAGCAGGAUCAAGAUCUUGUUUGUCUUGGACGGACUGGACGAGUGCAACUUUAAAAUGGACUUGAAGAAUCAGAUGAAAGUAGACAUGGAUGUGAAAAAACCCUACCCGCUGGAGGUGCUCCUGGCGCACCUCAUCAAGAGGAACCUGCUUCCUUGCUCCCGGGUUUGGAUCACCACGCGGCCCGCGACGGCCCGUGAUAUCCCCUCCGAGCUCAUUGACAGCAGAACAGAGGUGAGAGGAUUCAGUGAUUCCAUGAGGCUGGAGUACUUCAGGAAAAAGUUCCCAAAUGAGGAGCGUGUCAUUGAGCACAUCCGAAAAACUCGCACCAUCUUCAUCAUGUGCCACCUGCCCAUCUUCUGCUGGCUCACCGCCACAGUUCUUCAGGAUCAUUUGGACAAAGGGAACGAGGGAGCACUUCCCAGAGAGAGAGAACUUCCCACAACGCUGACAGACAUAUGCUCAGAGUAUGCUUUUAACCAGCUGGACAAGUCCAAGGAGCGACAGACGACCGAGUACGCCGAUUACGUGAAAGCGCUAGCAAAGCUGGCGUUUGACCACACCAUGAGUAAGCAACAGAUCUUCUACGAGAAAGACCUGGCGAAAAGCGGAUUUGAUUACAGCCAAGCCGCAAAACACUCCGGAAUAUUCACCGAGGUGUUUAAGGAGGUCCGUCCGCUCAGAAGAAACCAACAGGGCAAGAUGUUUCAGUUCGUCCAUCUGACCAUCCAGGAGUAUCUAGCCGCAUUCCACGUGAUGAUUUGCCUCUUUCACGACAAUAAGAACAUACUGGCUGAUUCAGAGCAGGCACUGGAAUGUGUCUUCCAAGAAGAAGAAGAAAAAUCAGAAGUAUUAGAAGAAACAGAAUCAGAAGAAGAUACAGAAGAUGAAGGUGAUUGGAAAAUCACUGAGGUUCACCGGUCAGCUCUUCAGAAAGCCUCGGAGAGUGAAGGACACCUGGACAUGUUUGUCCGCUUCCUCCUUGGCCUUUCCUUGCCGUGCAACCAGGAAAUAGUGGGGGAACUGCUGAAGGCUCCUCAGGACUGCAGGCAAAGCAAGUCAAAGACAGUCAAGUUGAUCAAGGAGAGGAUAAAACGGAGCACCCCAGAGAAGAACAUCAACUUGUUCUACUGCUUAAACGAGCUGAAAGACAACUCUUUGCUGAUGCAGUUUCAGAAGAAAAAUAGUUCAGACAAAAUUGACUUGGACAACAUGCCAAAUGACAUGUGGUCAGCCUUUGCCUUCUUCUUACUUGCAGACGACAAAACCAUGAAGAGCUUUUGCCUGAGGAUUUACAACCCAUCGCCUUUGGGGCUCCAGAAGCUGUUGGUGGUGGUCAAGGCGUCUGAAAAAUCAGAUCUAAGCUCUUGUUACCUGGACAAAGACAGCUGUCACCUGCUGGUUUCCGUUCUCAGCUCUCCAUCCAACCUGAGGCAUCUGGACCUGAGCAAGAACGAUCUCUCAGACGAGGGUGUUGAGAUCCUCUCGAAAGGACUGAUCAGCCCAAACUGCAUCUUAGAAUCCCUUUUUCUAAGAUUGUGUCGCCUGGAAAAACGCAGCUGUCACCUGAUGGCUUCUCUUCUCAGCUCUCCAUCCAACCUGAGGCAUCUGAAUCUGAGCUGGAACGCUCUGUCGGAUGAAGGGGUGGAGAUCCUCUCAAAAGGACUGGCCAGUCCACACUGCAAAUUAGAGUCCCUCACUCUAAGUCACUGUCUGCUGGACAAAAGCAGCUGUCACCUGAUGGCUUCCCUUCUCAGCUCUCCGUCCAACCUGAGGCAUCUGGACCUGGGCGGGAACAAUCUGUCGUACGAAGGGGUCGCGAUCCUCUCGAAAGGACUGGACAGUCCACACUGCAAAUUAGAGUCCCUCAAUCUGAAUGAAUGUCGCCUGGACAAAGGCAGCUGUCACCUGCUGGCUUCCGUUCUCAGCUCUCCAUCCAACCUGAAGCAUCUGGACCUGUCCCAGAAUGAUCUGUCGGACGAAGGGGUGGAGAUCCUCUCAAAAGUACUGGCCACUCCAAACUGCAUCUUAGAGUCCCUCAAUCUAUCUAGUUGUAACCUGGAAAAAGGCAGCUGUGACCCGCUGGCUUCCUUUCUCAGCUCUCCAUCCAACCUGAUGCUUCUGGACCUGAGCGGGAACAAUCUGUCAGAUGAAGGGGUGGAGAUCCUCUCGAGAGGACUGGCCAGUCCAAACUGCAUCUUAGAGUCCCUCAAGCUGAUAUAUUGCAAGAUCACGGAUAAAGGAUGCGGUUUUUUGGCUGAGCCGCUCAAGUUAAACACCUCCCAUCUUAAACAGCUGUACCUUUGGGGCAAUCCAAUAGGUGAAGAAGGAAAGAGGGUCUUAUCGGAUGUCGAAAAGGAUCCCAGCAAUCGCCUGAAGACUGUCGGGUUUGAAUUGUGGCGCUAAGAACAUGUAAUCCCUGACGUCAAGAAAGAUUUAGUUCAGUCCUACGUACUGUCCGACGACCUCAAGAGCACCGGGUGUCAGCGCUACGGGCAAAAGUGGCCUUGCUCACCUAAUUUGAGGAGGUUCACCCGCUGGCGUUGGGUGUUUUGCUGCUCCUGGGAGGUGGAGUUCAAGGGGAAGGUCUACCAUGCUGCCACCAAACUACUCGCAGCUUUUUUCUGACAUGAACUGAAAUAUGUUUGUCACGAGUAGACGUCUGAUUCAUUUGGACUGGGUUGGGCUGACCAAAAGGACGGGACUUUGAGCACCGUCAACGGUAGCCAAUGAGUUCAAUAAGUACCCUCUGAAAGUUUAACUCAUGUUUUUCACAAAUUCAAAAAAAGUCACGCAAACACUUAAAGUUGUUUUGCUCAUUUCGACAUCAAUGUUUUAAACAUGAUCGUUUUUACUUCUUCAUGUCAAAUAAGAUGAUCUAAUGUUGUUUUGUACGAGAACAGUAAAACCCUAACCUGAAAUAAAAGUUGAAAAAUCACCAAGCAUACCACAAA